AUGGCGACACUGAGAAAUCCAGGCUCGCAAGGCUACGUGCCCCUGGCCGACGCUUCACCAGAGAGCACCGAGGAUCAUGUAGUUUUUGAGCCAGUCAAAACAUGGAAAGGAUACAUAUGGGAUACGUGGGAGCUACCUCAGGAUCAGAGGCGCUUACUAUUCAAGGUCGAUGCCUUCAUCCUGACCUUCGCAUCAAUCGGAUAUUUUCUCAAGAACAUCGAUCAGACCAACAUCAAUAACGCGUUUCUAAGCGGCAUGGAGGAGGACCUCGAGAUGUUUGGAAAUCAACUUGUGACUAGUACCUCCAUUUGGACAUUUGGCUAUGUCAUCGGGCAGAUCCCAUCAAAUCUACUACUGACCCGAGUCUCUCCACGAUGGGUCAUUCCGUCGCUUGAGGUGGGUUGGGGUAUAGCCACAAUAUGUACCUCAUCAGUUCAAUCAUAUAGGAGUCUUUAUGUAUUACGAUUCUUCGUAGGCUUCUUCGAAUCGGGCUUCUAUCCUGGAAUCCAUUAUAUGCUCGGCUCUUGGUAUACGCCUAGGGAGAUUGGCAAGCGAGCCAUGCUCUUCUGGCUGGCUGGCUCGGUUGGAUCUAUGUUCAGUGGAUUCCUCCAAGGAGCUGCGUAUACAAAUCUUAAUGGCGUUCAUGGGCGUGCAGGCUGGCGUUGGCUGUUCAUCAUCGACGGCCUUAUCACCAUCCCACUGGCAAUAGCCGGGUAUUUCUUUUUCCCGAACCUACCGCAAGAUGGGAAGAGAACUUGGUGGACAACUGAAGAAGAGCAUAUUUUAUCGGUCAAAAGAAUGCAGGCAAUCGGCCGCGCAGGCAAGCAGCCUUGGACAAAAGACAGGGUCAAGAAGGUCUUGUCCAGCUGGCAUACUUACCAUCUUCCGUUACUGUAUAUUCUCUGGAACAAUGGAAAUCCUCAAGCGGCUAUGGGUUACUGGCUGAAAAGCUUCAACGACAAGCCUGCUCCGGUCCCGGGGACCUCAUUCACUGUUCCCGAGAUCAACAACCUACCUAUUCCUAGUACAGCGAUCUUCCUUGUAAUGGCACUAGCGUGGGGCUGGUUGUCAGACGGACCACUGCAAGGAGCUCGUUGGCCGUUCAUUUAUGCCGGAGCCAUACUUAUCAUCAUCUUCAACAUCCUCCUUCUCAACAUGCCACUCUACUCCAAUGUUGAUGGAAGAAAGGUUGUCUACUGGCUCAGCAAAAUUGGCCAUGGUGCCGGUCCUUUGAUCCUCAGCUGGAUUAACGAGAUAUGUUCUGCGGAUACGGAAAAGCGAGCCCUGAUCGUAGCCAUAGCCAACGACUUGGCGUAUGUUGUACAGGCUGUUGUGCCCGUGUUCAUGUGGAAAAAGACAGAUUUUCCCGCUGCGAGGAAGGGAUACACGUACUCAACCAUUUUGCAAGUACUGUUGAUUUUGGAGACUGCCUUCAUUCAGUUAUUAUUGUGGCGUGAUAGGCGAAAGCCUGUGCGGUCCCGUGGUGCUGAGUCUCCACCUCCACUCAUAUACUCGGAUGAGGAGGAGGGUGAAGACGGUAAUAAACCAGGAGAGCCGCACUUUUCUCAUACUACUUAG
Messenger RNA from Fusarium fujikuroi IMI 58289, 1578 nucleotides. Its product is annotated as related to transporter protein. The transcript has 10 exons. Gene Ontology annotation, molecular function: transmembrane transporter activity. The record is from RefSeq and is a predicted model, not a curated record. Gene Ontology annotation, biological process: transmembrane transport. Bases 1 to 1578 code for a protein of 525 amino acids. Gene Ontology annotation, cellular component: membrane. Lineage: Eukaryota; Fungi; Ascomycota; Sordariomycetes; Hypocreales; Nectriaceae.